GGGCGACAGCACUGAGAGGCACCUGUUUCUUAACUCCGAGUCCGAAAGGAGGCGGAGCUCACUAGCCCCCGGCCCGAGCACUUCUCAACACCCGGUGUUUGGCGAACCUGGGCGCAGCACGAGGCUGAGUGAGAUUCUGGACCUCUCAUCAUGAUGUCCCUGAGUAAGAGCGGAGUCAAGAAAUUCACAUGAAGUUCCACGGUCCGGCUUUAUAUAUACAGCUGAGGCCGAGUGGGAUUGAGAGAGAGGUUGUAUUGAAUUAAUACGACUUCCUACCUCACCAGUACGUACGACUACUAGUCCGCCAUUACAGCUACCCACAUGCAGCUUGCAUAGUCGCUACGCACCUGGCCAGGUUACAAUCUGCUUCUUCCCUGAAUUUCAAUUCAUACCGCAUCAUGACGGACGAAAUAUCAGGCUCCAGAGGUAGUAGAUCCGAACAUAAGUCACGCCGGCCACACAGGAAGUCUAGCAAGAUGAACCUGACUUGCCGAUAUCCAAAGAGGAGUCCCGGUCUAGUGUUAGCCUCGGAGUCACUAAAGAUCGGAGGAAUCAAGCCCAACUAUGAGAGUUCCAGCUCUGCGUCCCCCUCUGCGACAAGCCUCUUGUCACCGGCAUCAACAACUUGCGGCCCCUCCCCCGGUCCGCAACAUGUGACCAGACGACCGCGAUGCAACAAAAAGGUCGACUCAGCCCUGCGAUCGAGAGCAGUGCAGACACUUACACCGGAUGAGUUCGAGCUGUUCAAACACUAUCUCGAGCAUACAAGCAGGGACCCGACGGUUGACAACGGAGACCAGUACGCUUUGCAGGUCGGCAUCCCGAAUCUGGCCUGUGAGAGCAAGCCGCUCAUGAGAUCUGUGCUAGCCCUAGCGGCAGUAUGUAAAUGCUGCGAUGUCAUCAGCCAGCCAUUGUCGGUGCAUGAUCACGACAUGGAUGCACCCCUUCAGAGCCGCGGCCAAGUCCUUGAGCUUCUAUCACUAGCUCACCGGUAUCACAUGGGGUCGCUGCAGGAGAUUCAGACUGCCCUCCACGAUACCAAGUCCUACGACUAUAUUCUCGCGAACGCCGCUAUGAUGGGAAUGUACGGGUCUGGCAGCUACAGAGCCCGCGUCUGGUUGGCAAAAACGGCAGCCCCUGGGGAGCAAGCCCCGUGCGAUUUCAUACCCGAACAUGCCGAGUGGAUGAGCCUCUUCCGUGCCGCUCGGUUGGCUUAUGCCGGCAUUCUCAACAACCUGAAUACGGCCACAGCGGACGAUGAAGACGCCACGGCAUCGCUCACUACUCCCAAGGAAAGUCCUACCCUUUCCCGGUCGCCCGUUGACACUGCAGCUAUCCAGUUGCAGUACGAAUACAGAGUGUCACCUCUAGCCGAGCAGCCGAGGGCCCCUACAGACCACGCUCUGGGACCCAUCCUAGCCGCCACGGUGGAUUCGGCACUAGCAAAGCUCAGCAAGAAGGCCAUAGAGAUAGUAACUGCUGUCCAAGGGAGCAAUGAAGUGGGCGACGGCAAUGAAGACGCGGAGGCGCCAACCAGCACUAGUACUCCUCGCGAAAGCCACAGCGGCUUCGACCUUGAAGCGUGUCUCUCCGCCCUGGACAUCUUCAGCAGAAUUGUCGCCGAGACGUUCCCCUCGGCUUCCAGCAACACGAGGCUGCGGAACACACCAGGCCACGGUCAGCUCUCCUUCGACGUUGAUAUUGACCCGGUGGGGCGACUCUCGGGGGUUUCCCCCUGGCUGCGGAGAUACACGGCCAGCAUCACCUCCAUGGUGCCCUCGCGGCUCCCCCGGAGAAUCAUCAUGGCCUUCAUCCACAAGAUCCCCACCCGCUAUCUGAAUCUUGUUGAAGAGAUGGUCAGCUUCAUUCCGGCCAAGCCGUACUAUGCCGGCGAUGAGACGGCUUGGAUGACUCCCUCAGUGUCCAUGAGCCCGGAGCCUAGUCCGGCGCACCAGCUCGCGCUUGACAUAUUUGCCCACUGGCUUGUGCUGGUGAUUCUGCUAGAUAAUGUGUGGUGGAUUGGGGACAUCGGGACCUGGGAGCUGGGGCGCAUUGUUUCUUUCAGGAACCAUGUGUCGUGGCGUUGGUGUCGGUGGGAGAAGGAUGAAGCGUGGUGGCCGGAGAGCUGUACAUAAUUGCUUUUGGGAAGUCCCAUGGCUAACUCGGAACGCGCGUGAUCGGCCGCUACGCUGCGCAUUC
Canariomyces notabilis is the source of this 2199-nucleotide messenger RNA. RefSeq lists its product as uncharacterized. NCBI's taxonomy places the organism in Eukaryota, Fungi, Ascomycota, Sordariomycetes, Sordariales, Chaetomiaceae. The record is from RefSeq and is a predicted model, not a curated record. Gene Ontology annotation, molecular function: DNA-binding transcription factor activity, RNA polymerase II-specific. Gene Ontology annotation, biological process: regulation of transcription by RNA polymerase II. The transcript has 4 exons. Bases 399 to 2135 code for a protein of 578 amino acids.